AUGGUGCGCGCCGCCGCCCCUCCGGUCCGUCCGACUGGGGCAAGCAACAUCAUCAAGAGCUCCGACGGCGAGGCACAUAGUUCCGCCUCUGCCCUCUUCGUCCCCUCGUCCCUCCGUGGCAUGAAGCUAGCGCUCCGCCGCAUCCCCCAUCGCAUCCCGACGCUUUCCGCGCACCACCACCACCAGCAGAACCACCACACCUCGGCUGCGCACCGCACGAACCCGACCGCUCCUCCUCCGAGCCGUCUCUCCGUCCAGAGCCGAACCCCAGGCACGCGGACGCACAGCCAGCCGCUCGCCGCGCGCUCCUGCUUCUCGACAUCGACGACACGGCAUACCAGCCCGCAACAGACCGUCACCAUGGCGAACCGCGUCCACCGCGUCACCAUGUUCAAGCUGCCGAACAAGGACCACCAGGAGAAGCUCCUCGCCGCCUACAGGACGCUGUCCGCCGAGCAGAAGAAGGACGGCGCCCCCUACAUCCUCUCCCUCGUCGUCGGCCCCGCGCUCGCCGACCCCCGCUCCAAGGGCUACACCAUUGUGGCCAAGACGGAGUUUGCGAGCCUCGCCGACAUGCGCUGGUACGACGACGAGUGCCCCGCGCACGCCAAGCUCAAGGCCCUCGUGCCCGAGUUUGGCCUCAACCCGCCCGAGGACAUCAUGUCCAUCUACUUUGAGCCGGGGCACGUGGCCGUCUUGUAG
Messenger RNA from Verticillium nonalfalfae, 702 nucleotides. RefSeq lists its product as uncharacterized. The record is from RefSeq and is a predicted model, not a curated record. Bases 1 to 702 code for a protein of 233 amino acids. The transcript has 3 exons. Lineage: Eukaryota; Fungi; Ascomycota; Sordariomycetes; Glomerellales; Plectosphaerellaceae.